This is a messenger RNA of Uranotaenia lowii, 2555 nucleotides long. RefSeq lists its product as uncharacterized. The coding region runs from base 372 to 2456 and encodes 694 amino acids. The transcript is spliced from 3 exons. Lineage: Eukaryota; Metazoa; Arthropoda; Insecta; Diptera; Culicidae. The record is from RefSeq and is a predicted model, not a curated record.
AAGGGGUAGUUUGCCCUAUAGAAGCAACUGCCAACUAUUUUAAUAGCUACGAAGGAGAAUCAAAACAAAGAUCCAAGUUUAUAAAAAGUGUGAAAAUCAUACUCUAGUUAAAAAUGAUACUUAUUUAAAAUAGUUCUAACAACACUCAAUCAAUGUUACUAGUGAUCUAUUCAACAUCCUAUUGAUCUACUCAGAUCAACGAUUCUAUUUGAGGAAUAGGAAGGAACUUUGAAUUUUUGAGCUGCGUCUAACCUGCUACAAAAACAAAAGUUUCGUAAAAAGUUAUCCGAACAAUCUCAAAAAUUCAAAAGGGGAUGCGGAUUUAACCUCAAAUUGUUGUUGAUCGAAUAUAGCCGUGAAAAGCCACAAAUAUGACCCACAAUAAAUGUGCUGUUUGCAAAGAAACAAUCGGUGUCUGCGAUUCAGCGGCUAGAUGCCAGCGCUGCCAUUCUCGUUACCAUGAAAAAUGCGUUGGUGAAGGGGAAUUAACUUCUAACGGAAAUUCUUGGUUCUGUGCCUCCGACAAGUGUCAGGCUGAGAAGAUACGAUUGGAUAUGCCAUUAGGCUCGGCUUGCUGUAACGAGGCUUUGGAAGAAAAAAUCCGAUUGAUUGAGAAGGAGAAACGGGAUAAAAUGUUGGAAAUCGAAGCUGAAAAUAUACUAAAGGAAAAAGAAUUAGAUAUGCGUCGUAUGCUUAGAGAAAUGCAACUCAACAUGGACAGAAGAAGAAAGAAAAAAGAAGAAGAUCAGGAGAGAAGAUAUUGGGAGCAAUCUUUUCGAGAUCAACAGGAUCAUUUGGGGAGAAUGAAAGCUCUGCAAGGUGAAUUUAUGACCAAAAUCAAUCUCAUCCAACAGGAAUUGCAGGUUAUAGGGAAUACGCAAUCAUCAGCGAUGAAUCCGAUUCGACGUUCGCGACGUAGCAAGAAGGAACUCCUGGACACUUGCUCUGAAGAAAGUGACUCACUCAGCGAAAGUGAGGAACAAGAGGUGACACAAACACCCCGAUUAUUAAACGGGCUGGGGAAUGCUCACAGCGGUCCUUCUCAAAUGCAGUUGGCGGCGAGGAAUGGGAUCGUAAGUAAACUUCCUAUCUUUACGGGCAAGCCUGAGGAGUGGCCAUUGUUUCACUGCGCCUAUGUUACAUCUAAUGAAGCAUGCGGGUUUACAGAUGUAGAAAACCUCGUUAGGCUUCACGAAAGUUUAAAAGGUCCAGCUUUAGAAAGCGUACGAGGUAGACUUCUUCUUCCUAAAACUGUUCCUCAAGCAAUAGCCAAAUUGGAACAACUCUUCGGAAGACCGGAACUCAUGCUGCAACAUUACUUUGAAAAAAUUAAAAGAAUAAAACCACCAAAUGCGGUAAAGUUAGAGACGUUUCUUCCAUUUGGCAAUGCAGUAGAAGAACUGUGCGAUCAUCUGGAAGCUCUUAAGCUUGAAGCCCAUUUAGUCAACCCGCUCCUCCUUACGGAACUAGUCAACAAACUUCCAGCUACGGAUAAACGUGCCUGGGUGCGAUUUAAAAGGAAAAAGAAGAAUGUGAACCUAAAAACCUUCGCUAAAUUUCUUUCAAGAAUCGUAUCAGAAGCUUGUCAGGCAAAUGUUCAACUGAAAAUUGAAGAGAAACCGAAACAAGUGAGUAAGGGAAAAAUCGACAAGGGUAGUAUAUUUCAUCAUACUAGCAAAAACUACGUGGCUAAGAAAACUUGUAAGAUGUGCCAUGAAAGAAAUCAUCCAUUAGUUUUCUGCAAGACGUUCAGAAGGUUAACGGUGUCCGAUCGUUUAGCUGCAGUGCAUAGAUGGAAAGCUUGUCAAACUUGUUUGAACACUCACGGGAGUAGUGUAUGUAAAUUCAAAAUCACAUGUAAGGUGGAUGGAUGUGAAAGUUUUCAUAAUCCCUUAUUGCAUCCAAUACAGAACAAACCCAUGAAAACAAACUCUCAUAGGAAAAGCAACAUCUUAUUUCGAAUGAUACCUGUUACACUUCAGAGGGCAGGAAAAUCUAUUAACACUCUAGCAUUCCUAGACGAAGGGGCUUCAGUGUCUUUACUAGAUGAUUCGAUUGCAAAGAAACUUGGAGUUAAAGGAAAAAAACGAAAAUUCGAAGUAUCUUGGACAUCCGACAUAACAAGAAUUGAAAAUGAAUCAAUUCAAACAAGCUUAUCCAUAUCUGGUUUGGAUAGUAGCGAAGUAUUCCAGUUGAAAUCAGUACGCACAGUGCGAGAAUUGCAUUUGCCGAAACAAUCUCUGAAUGCAGUUAAGUUAACUCAAGACCAUCAACAUCUUCAAGGACUUCCCAUUCGAUCGUAUAGCUCCGAACGACCAGGACUCUUAAUUGGAUUGGACAACAUUGAUAUAUUCUCUCCACAAGAAGUUGUUUCUUGUGAUUCUACUAAAGGGAGACCAAUAGCUGUGAAAUCGAAAUUGGGGUGGUCCGUUUACGGCCCCUGUGAUGAAGUUUAAAUUUGACUGUUAAGGAACAUUUGGGCUAAACCCGCUUAUUUAUACGGACGCAAUACAAGCAAACAAAUGAACCAGUUUCUAGGUUGUAGUGUAGUAAAA